GAAAUACUGAAAUUAUAAAUGAUUUGGUGACAAGCUGAGCUUGCAAUGCAGGCAAUAAAAACCGUGGAAAAAGAGGUGACUUUUAUAAAGGAAACACUUUUCACAGAAUCCUUCCUGAGGCAGCAAGAGUGCAGCAGAAGCCGGGCGAGCAGGCAGCUCCAAGAGCAGCAGCCAUUGGAAGGAGCUGUCUGCAGCUCUCAGUGCUGCACUGAGCAUGUCCCAGCGGAGCCCAGUGCGAGCAGCACAUUAUGCAAAAAGGCAGCUCUAGCAGAUGGGAGAGAGGCACAGCAAGCGUUUGCUUCACUUGCAUCACCACCGCUUGAAAACAAACCUGGAUCGCUAGAGGGGAUCUCGCCGGCAGGCCAAAGGAAUGAAACCCGGGAGGAUGGCCUGAUUGCCGGAGGUGGUGCACUGCGAAAAAUCAUGGGGAAUCAAGAUGGGAAGCUAAAGAAAAAUACAGGUGAUGUGCAAGAAGGAGGAGAAGAUGCCUCUGGGCCCAAGGAUACGGACGGCACAAAGAAGGUAUCGGGAGGCAGAAGGGGACUGGGGAAGCAUGCAAAAGGAGGCGAAUCGGGUAAGAAGAAGGGUAAGUCGGACUCCAGGCCCUCUGUGUUUUCAAAUCUGAGGAUCAGAAAAAAUCUGUCCAAGGCUAAAGAUGGGAAUAGCAGUUCACGGGAGGAUGUUUUGGAAAGCCAGGCCUUGCAGCCUGGGGAGCUGGACAGCACUCAUUCAAUUGUAACCAAAACUCCCGAUAUAAGCAUCUCUGCAGACGAAGGGGGUCUCUCAGACACAGAUGCUGAACAUUUUGAAAUCAGAAAUGAAACUGUUCCAGCUGCUGCAGAGACACAGGAUGGACAAAGGACCAGCUCUGGCUCUGAUACGGAUAUAUACAGUUUCCAUUCAGCCGCAGAACAAGAGGAUUUGCUUUCUGAUAUCCAGCAAGCUAUUAGACUGCAGCAGCAGCAGCAGCAGGGGGCAAUUAACAUUGGAACUGAGGACCUCGCCACCAAAACAAUGGGCCGACACUUGGCUAAUUCUCAGGCAACCCCCUUAGAUUUUGAACGGUUUUUCUCGGUAGCUAGCACUGAGAGAGAGAAGAGCCCAGACACCGAGGGGGCUUUUCCAGCGGUAUCGGAAACCGUGGAAAACAUUCCCGUCUCCUGUGCGACUGAACGUGAAUUUACAGAAGUGGUAAAUGGCACAGGCUCUCCUGGAAACGGCUCAGUUGAAACACAAGAACAUCAGCCACUGAUUGAGGAACAGCUCGUUGCUGGAGUGGAUGCUGUAGCCAGUGAACUACAGGAUGGUUUGACUAGAACUGCAGUAGAAAACGGGUCUCAGACACACAGCUCUACACAACCCUUUCCAACUUCAGUGGCAGAUGCUGAGGCUAAAAUUGCUGAAGUGCAGGCUGUUGAUUUUCAGGGCUCAGUAACAGAGGGUGGUAUUUCAGAUGCAGGCCGUGAUCGUGCUGCUGAGACUCAGGAAGGGAAACACACUGUGUCAGGCAGUCAAGAGGAGCUGCGCAAUGGUUUGUCCACGGAAAUGAAAAAUGGCAGUUUGUCCUCUGAAGGAACAGCAGACAGCCCGAUGCUUGGUUCCCGAUGUUUUAAGCCCUAUCUAAUUAAUCCCUGUUACAUCAAAACCACAACUAGGCAACUGAGUUCUCCCAACCAUUCACCUUCUCCCUCCCCAUCCCAGAGCCCACUUUUCACCAGGAGGCAGGAGUCCUUCCACAAGAAGGAAAAAGUCUCGGUCAGGAAGAAGAGGUCUGCUAGUUUGGCAGGUUUGUUCAGUCGCUCUGCAGACUGGACAGAAGAGGUGUCUAAUCACAAAAGCGAGGUAACGGAGAAGGUGAGCUCUGCAGACUAUUUGGAGCACAAGGGAUUUAGAGAGAAAUUUCAAACGGAAAGAGUGCCUUUGACUCAUUCAAGGAAGUCCUCAGGGGUCCAGGCUUCUACAGAGACAUUUCCCAAUGUCUUUUCAGGACGAACUCUGUUGGAAAAGCUCUUCAGCCAGCAGGAAAAUGCACCGCAAGAAGAAGCAGAAAAACUGUGUUCUCGCAUUAUUGCAAUGGGUCUUUUGCUUCCAUUCACUGACUGCUUCAGAGAGCCAUGUAACCAGAGUGCCAAGCAAAGCACACCCACGUUUGAUCAAGACCAGCUUUAUACUUGGGCUGCAGUUAGCCAACCCACACAUUCAGCAGAUUACAUUGAAGGAAGCUUUCCAAGGAGAAUUCCAUCUGCGUGGCCUCCACCCAAACCUCCAGAUGCAGAACAAAGGCUCAAAAUUUCAGAACAAGAGUUGAAAUCUACAGUCCCAGAAACAGAGAAGCAAUACACAGGCGAUGUUCAGCGAGAACAGGAGGAUUUUGAGGUGAAAUCUGAGGAGCGUGCCAGUGUCAUCCAGCAACUUGAGCAAACUAUUGAGGAUCUGAGGACAAAAAUUGCAGAACUAGAGAAACAGUUCCCUGCUGCAGAGGUACAGGCUGCUGGGAGGGAGCAGGAAAAUGAUCACGCACAUGCAGACUCUGGGGAACUCGGCAGUGUGACUCUUCAAAGGAAUGAAGAGGAGACCACACCCAGGACUGUGUCACAGGCGAGAUCCGUACAAACGUCACCAACAGAGGAUUAUUUAACACAUACAAUGCCUUCAGCCAGUGCACUGCCACAGCCACCCCCACCACCGCACAUAGAAGGGGGCAAAAGUGAAGGGCCGACUCAGAAAUUGCCAGCUCUAGAACUACAGCCCACAUUUUGUUCUGAAAUCUCCUUAAUUCUGUCACCGAAGCUAAUCUCAGUGCCAUUGGAUGCAAGCCAAUCAGUACAGAGUAUACCGCAGUCACCUCUUCCAGGACCCAAAGUUGAUUUGUCCCUUGCAUUUGAAGGAGAGACUGAAAUGUCAGUUUCCCAACAACCUCUAAGUACUGUAGAUGUAACUUGUAGUGAACAUCCCCCUUCCUUGCCCCCAGAGCCCACAUGUAGCAUUCCCCCAUCACUGCCAGUGACUGAACAGGCUGCCCCCCUGUCUGGAGCACAUGGUCAUUCCUUUGUUACUCCCACGUCUAUGGCAGGAUUGCCACUGCCACCACCCCUACCUGGCUCAGGACUCCCUUCUUCUGCUGUCUCAGCAGUGACACACCUGGACCACUCUUUCCCAGGCGCCAUGACGUCACCUCUCCCUCCUCCUCCACAUUUGCCAAGUGGGGAGAUACCAAUGCCGCCUCCAGCUCAUCUCCUCCCAUGUCCUGGAUUCCCUCCACCACCUCUACCACCACCUUUGCCUGGAGCAGGAGUCCCAUCUUCUCUGCCCGGUUGGGGUAUUCCACCUCCCCCUCCACCACCACCUUUACCUGGAGCUGGUGUCCCUCCUCCACCUCCUCCUCUGCCUGGCCUGGGAUUGCCACCCCCAGCACCACCGCUUCCUGGAGCAGGACUGCCACCACCUCCCCCACCUCUGCCUGGAGGGAGCAUUCCACCCCCUCCGCCCCCUCCACCACCUCUGCCUGGUGUAGGUGUGCCCCCUCCUCCACCACCUCUGCCUGGUGUAGCUGUGCCCCCUCCACCACCUCUGCCUGGUGUAGGUGUGCCCCCUCCUCCACCACCUCUGCCUGGUGUAGGUGUGCCCCCUCCUCCACCACCUCUGCCUGGUGUUGGUGUCCCUCCACCACCCCCUCCUUUGCCUGGGUUGGGGAUGCCUCCUCCAGCCCCACCACCUUUGCCUGGAAGUGCACCACCCCUUCCAGUACCAGUCCAGGGUGGAAGCUACCCAGCAGUCCCACAGGGCUGUGGUUUUCUUCCUCCUCCAUUACCAUCUGGUUUAUUUGCAAUGGGGAUGAAUCAGGAGAAAGGGAGCAGGAAACAUGUGAUAGAGCCUUCUCGGCCAAUGAAGCCUCUUUACUGGACAAGAAUUCAGCUUCACAGUAAAAGAGAUUCUAGUGCUUCACUUGUGUGGGAAAAAAUUGAAGAGCCUUCCAUAGAUUAUCAUGAGUUUGAAGAACUGUUUUCUAAAACAGCUGUUAAAGAGAGGAAGAAACCCAUUUCGGACACCAUUACAAAAACAAAGACUAAACAAGUUGUCAAGUUGUUAAGUAACAAAAGAUCUCAAGCUGUUGGAAUAUUAAUGUCUAGCCUCCAUUUAGACAUGAAGGACAUUCAGCAUGCUGUUGUGAACUUGGACAACUCUGUGGUUGACCUAGAGACACUGCAAGCCCUGUAUGAGAAUAGAGCACAAUCAGAUGAACUAGAAAAAAUAGAAAAGCAUAGCAAGGCAUCCAAGGAAAAAGAAAACGCCAAGUCUUUGGACAAGCCAGAACAGUUCCUCUAUGAACUCUCGCUGAUUCCCAACUUUUCAGAACGUGUGUUUUGCAUCCUGUUCCAGUCAACAUUUUCAGAAAGCAUUGGUUCAAUCCGUCGCAAACUUGAAUUGCUACAGAAGCUGUGUGAGACACUGAAGAAUGAAUCAGGAGUUAUGCGAGUUCUGGGUUUGGUUCUUGCCUUUGGAAAUUACAUGAACGGUGGAAACAGGACACGAGGACAGGCUGAUGGGUUUGGACUAGAUAUCCUGCCAAAGCUUAAAGAUGUCAAGAGCAGUGACAACAGCAGAAGUCUUCUAUCGUACAUUGUCUCGUAUUAUUUGCGUAAUUUUGAUGAGGAUGCUGGAAGAGAACAAUGCAUCUUUCCUCUUCCGGAUCCACAAGAUCUCUUCCAGGCUUCACAACUGAAGUUUGAUGAUUUUCAAAAAGAUCUCCGCAAAAUGAAGAAAGAUUUGCGAGCAUGUGAGACAGAAGCAGCAAAAGUUUAUCAGCUAUCACUAGAAGAGCACCUACAGCCCUUCAAAGACAACAUGGAGCAAUUCAUUAGUCAAGCCAAAAUAGACCAAGAAAAUGAAGAGAAGUCACUGACAGAAACACAUAAAAGCUUUUUGGAAACUACAGCCUAUUUCUGUAUGAAACCAAAAAUGGGUGAGAAGGAGGUGUCCCCACAUUCUUUCUUCAGUAUUUGGCAUGAAUUCAGUUCUGACUUCAAAGACUUCUGGAAGAAGGAAAACAAACUUAUUCUUCAGGAAAGGGUCAAAGAAGCCGAGGAAGUCUGCAGGCAGAAAAAGGGGAAGUCGCUAUACAAUAUUAGACCAAAACAUGACUCUGGAAUUAAAGCAAAGAUAAGUAUGAAAAUCUGAGAGAAGAAAUUCAAAAGCCAUUGUUACCUGGUUACCAAAACUCAACAUGCCUGUGGGUGGAGAGGAAACUACAUCAUCCUAAUCAUUUGCUUCCUUGGCCUUUUAAAAUUUGCUUUUUGUUCUCUAGUUUUCCACCAACUGAUGUGUUACUGUACAUUCAUUCAUGAAUGUAAUCACUUCAAUGGAGUGCCCAGAAAUAGACUAGGUAUGGACUUGAAACACCUUCCCUGUACUCUGUAUCUCCUUUGCCACUCAGAAAUGGUAUUUUGUAAAGUGUAUGGUAUAUUACAAAUAGGACAAGUCAGCAUGAAUAAAAAGUGGCAUCUGCAUCAGUUCUGAACAUGCUGAAAAUUGCAUUAAGUUGAACUUCAUAAGAACUUGGUACAGUAAAACAUUUCCAUUCCUACUGGCAACAUCUAACACAAAUACUUCAUGGCACUGCACUUAGAUUAGGGAAAGAAAUGUUACUCCUAGUGAAUUGUUUGUAUCCGUUUCAUGUUGGCAUUUGUAGUUUGUAUUUUGAAUCGUUAAGUGCUGUUUAUACAGUAUAAUCGAUGCUUUCCCAACUUGUUUGGUUGCCCUCCAUGACUAAAUAUUUGUGGAACAAGAUGUUUACUGUAACUAUCUUUAAAAUCGAUAAGGCAGCAUACUUUUACUUCAUCUUUUGCCAGAUAGUGAAUGCCAGGUGGUAUGGGGUUCAGAAAUCCAGCAUAAAAAAAAAAAAAAUCUAAAAAAAAAUUUUAAAAAAAUUGAAAAAGCAAGAAAAUAAUGAAAAGCACAGAAGUAUGAUAGAGAGUAUGAGAGAUUUGGCUAUUAUAGUUUGUUACUAUAUAAAGCAGCUAAUACUUUUACAUGAACUUUAGAAGGUAUAGUAUAGUUUUAACUGCUGAUCACUUAAGUCAGACAGGCUUUUGGCCACAUGUACAUGACUUCCCUUCUGGAAUUAGCUUUACAGUUAAUUUAAAACUCCUUUAGAGAGCCAUUAAAAGAUGCACAUGGAGACAACAUUUAUGGAAAACAGUAGCCAAUUCUAGUGACAGAACAUAGAUUACCAACUAAUUGACAUCAAUUUCACACUUAACAGAAUUACAGACAUUUCCUCCGGGCUUUCAGUGUCCCUUACUACGAGGUUAAUGAUUGAAAUAUAUGACUUAGGGCUUCCAUUUUAGACCACAUGCUUACUUCCUAUUCAGAAUUGCUGAAUUCACUGUAUCAGUUUUAGAAUGCUCAACUGAUAACAACCCCUUCCUCCAGUCCUUUUUUAAGAGCCCCAAACCAAUCGGCUUGAUUGAUAGCAUUUUUCUUUAAAAGCUAAUCUUUCCUGAAAGCUGACUGUGUGUGCAACUCAGUUGGAUGCACGUGCUCACAGCUUUGGAGCCUGAAAGAUGCUGGGGUAAGGCAGAUGAGCUCUAACCUGCUGGGUUGCAUUAUUCCCUGUCUAAUCUAGCACAUCAAGAGACAUUCCAAGCUGUUCAGAGGCUAAUAUACUCUACAGGGUGUCAUAAAAGGAAGUGCAAAAUAUGACCUCAGGAAUCUGUUAUUCUUCACAUAUACCAAGCACUAGAAAAUACGUUUUUUUUCACUAUGUGAAAAGCAAGUCUCCUGUUGCUGAUAAACCUAUGUGAAAAUCUGUACUAGUAGUAAUUUCUGGCAGGGAUAUAAAUUACCAAGAAUGGAAUUCUAAAAUUUUGUGUUGAUGGGAGUAGCAUUACUAUUUGGGGAAGAGAAAAUAAGAGAUUAUUUGCUGUUACAACUAACUUAUAGAAGAAAAACAAACUUUAAAGAGUAAAGCUAUUUUAAUGGCACUGAUUCAAAUCCAUGUUUGUAUUUAUGUAAACAACAGUCUUUUCCUCCUAACUUUGCUCCUAAGUGCAAGGAUACAGUAGCAUGUUUUCAUUUGUAGCUCUCCUGUUCUCUUCAGUACCUACAGUAUGUAUAUUACUAUACUAAAUGAAAUAAUAGAUCAUCUAACUAAGAUCACUAUGUGCAAUACUGUAUUUAGUGUUUCUAUUCCAAUUUUUUUAGAAUGUUAAUUUAUAAGAAAAUAAAAGGAAUAAUAAUGAAAUAACUGCCUUCUCUCAUCACUCUUUGCCUAUUCUGUAGUGUGCUACAAACUGUUUGCUCCCUAAGCACCACAUCCCAUUCUGGCUCCCGUGACUGAGGAGGAGCCUUCGUGAAGAGAGCAGAGGAAAUAUGGCUUCCUAUUGCUUGCCUUUUGGAAGGGUAGUGACAGGAAUUCCCAGAUACGUGGUUAUAAUACCUCUUAGUGGUAGUGAGAGAUUUAGCAUUCCUUACCCAAGAGACUAUGUAAAACUCACUUCUCCAACUUCUGCAUGCCUCCCAGUCUUGCACUUGGCUCAGGUUUGUAACCUGGUCCUACUAACACUGCUGAAUUAAGAGUCUCAAGAAAUUGCUAUUAAGUCAAAAAUAUGCAUUGAAAAAUAUUAUCUGCGUAUUAUAUUCCUUUUAGAUAUAUACAAGUGUUUUAGAAACCUUUGAAAAGGUCCAGCAACCUCUGAAAUCUGUCACAUACAUACAGACCCUUUCUACAGGAUCUGCAGCAUGGAUGGUAGAAGCCUCUCCCUCUGAAGAAGCGUUGACUGCAGCUGAUGGAACCAUAUUAUGAUCACAUGCUGCUAUGUAGAUAAUUCUUUCAUUCUACUCAGACCCAACCUAUUUGGUUGAACAUCUCUCUUCUAUAUAGCUCCUCUCCAGCCUGUCUCAAACAUCCAUUGCAAAGCAUCCCACUACGUGCAGUGUGACAGUGGACCUACAGAACAUCCAAAGGGGGAUUCACAGCACAAGUUUCACUUCUGCUCUUUGUUUUUAGCAGCAUACUCAACUUUUUACAGAAUUCUGGACCACUGUUCUUUGUUUGUUUGGGUAUGUUUUAAAGAGGUUGAACACCCUACUUAGUCCCCUCUCCCCUCAUUUGCUGCAAUCCUCCCCUUUACUGCAACAUCAAGCACUCUAAUCUUAGAGCUGGCCCUACUUCUACAAGAGUUCUAAUAGAAAAAACUCUGAGCCUUUGUUAAUUACUAACACCACGUAUUGCUCACUGUUAGUUAAGUGCAGCAGCAAAAGAAGGACUUUCAUACCU
Molecule: messenger RNA, 8278 nt
Organism: Poecile atricapillus (Black-capped chickadee)
Lineage: Eukaryota; Metazoa; Chordata; Aves; Passeriformes; Paridae
Gene: FMN2
Product: formin 2
Exons: 19
Coding region: 46-5178 (1710 amino acids)
Biological process (GO): actin nucleation; intracellular transport; intracellular signal transduction
Cellular component (GO): nucleus; actin filament; cytoplasm
Molecular function (GO): microtubule binding
Source: RefSeq, a predicted model, not a curated record